AAUUUUGACUCGGACAUCAGCAGCGUGGGGAUAGAUGGGUGCUGGCAGGCUGACAGCCAGCGAAUCCUCAACGAGGUGAUGGUGGAGCACUUCUUUCGGCAGGGCAUGUUGGAUGUGGCUGAGGAGCUUUGUCAGGAAUCUGGUCUAUCAAUAGAUCAAAGUCAAAAAGAACCAUUUGUGGAGUUGAAUCGGAUAUUGGAAGCAUUAAAAGUUAGAGUUCUGAGACCUGCGUUAGAGUGGGCGGUAUCCAACAGAGAGAUGCUUAUGGCACAGAAUAGUUCGUUGGAAUUUAAACUGCACAGAUUAUAUUUCAUUAGUUUAUUGAUGGGUGGAACAGCAAAUCAAAGAGAAGCACUUCAGUAUGCGAAAAACUUCCAGCCGUUCGCCCUCAAUCAUCAGAAAGAUAUUCAGGUUUUGAUGGGUAGCCUGGUGUAUCUGCGGCAAGGUAUCGAGAACUCUCCGUACGUUCAUCUAUUGGAUGCAAACCAGUGGGCGGACAUCUGUGACAUCUUCACAAGAGAUGCCUGCGCUCUGCUGGGGCUCUCCGUUGAGUCACCUCUCAGUGUUAGUUUUUCAGCAGGUUGUGUAGCAUUACCAGCUCUAAUUAAUAUCAAGGCAGUUAUUGAACAAAGGCAGUGCACAGGUGUUUGGAACCAGAAGGAUGAACUACCGAUUGAAGUUGACCUUGGUAAAAAAUGCUGGUAUCAUUCAAUAUUUGCCUGUCCCAUUCUUCGUCAGCAAACGACAGAUAAUAAUCCACCUAUGAAAUUAGUCUGUGGUCAUAUUAUAUCAAGAGAUGCUUUGAAUAAAAUGUUUAAUGGCAGCAAAUUAAAAUGCCCCUAUUGUCCGAUGGAACAGAGCCCUGGAGAUGCCAAACAGAUAUUUUUCUGAAGAGAAGUUUCAUUAUGCAGUUUGUAAGUGACACUCUGGAUUUCAGGUGCAUUUCAGGAGAAUUAAAACACACUUGUUCCAUUUUAUGCAGCAGACUGAGGACUCCUAUGUUUGUAUAAGCUAAUGCUACAGAAACUUUGCCAACAUUUAGUAUAUACAUACCAAGUGGAAAUGCUACAGAAAUAUUAUUACCAUAGGGCUUUACUAUACUCUUGGUCUCCAUACCUGAUCAAGUUACUACACCAGCAGCUGUCAUUCAAUGCAGGUUUUUGUACUUAAUUAUAUGGUGACUUUUUACUUUUUAAAAGCAGAAAUUGAUCACCCCCAUUUGUUUAAUAUUCUUCCUGCUAUUAUUAUUCUAUCAUUUUAUUGAUAACUAUCACGUUAGAGGAUGUUUGUGGAAAAAGUUUUAUUUCCUGUAAUGUGUACAUAAUUAAAGGUAAAUACUUCAGAAAAAAAAAAAAAGUUUGAUAAAUUGAAUAGUGGUUAUAAAACUAAUUUGUAUUUUUUUUGCUGAAAAAGCUGUGAUAUAUUCUGAGUUUUUCUUUCAAGCAUUUUUUCAACUUUUACAUAGAAUUCAAAGUAAAUGUGCAUAUAUAUAAAGUAUAUAAAAAUAUAUAGCCCCAAGGGGCUACCUGUUAAAAUCCAUCACUAAUUUAUAAGGAUGGUGUGUGGCUAAAUUACUACUGGAGCAGAGAGGGAGUAGGGAAUCCUGUUCCUUUGGUUUCACAAUCGAGAAGUGUUUGUGCAAGAGAACAUUCAAUAAAUUCUGAAGUGGAAAUGCUUUUAGUCAAUGACAUUUGCUCUCUGGCCUUUGUAGUCAUGUUCUUUGAACUUUGUAUUCAGGAUUAGGCUAUAAAUGUCAUGUUGCUGUAUAGUUUAAUAGUCAUUAUAGUGUGCUAUUUAUAAACAGUUAUCAAAACCAAAAGAAUUGUAGAAGUAUUCAUUGUUAAUUGGGGGAUAAGCAUGUUCUGAUGCAACCUACUGAUCACAACUCUGCACUUGGCAGAACUGGGCCCUACAUCGUAUAUUAGAAGGUAGCAAGUUUUCUGUAGCUUGAGAACACUUUGCUUCUAGCCUUGUUUUUGUAGUAGACUAUUACUGCCAUUGCCACUUUUUCUGCUAAAUUUGUCAUAUCGUUGACUUAGGUAAAUUUGUACUCAUAAAGGAGACGUAGAUCAUGGCAGUUAAAUCUUUUCUAGUGUGCAUAUAUUUGUAUUUAUUGCACUGUCCUAUAGUAGGGCAAGCAGCCAUAAGGCAUGCAAAGCUACAUGUAAAAUUAUAUUUCUGUAUUGUGUAGUUUAAAAAAGAGGAAAACAAAGAAACCCCAGGCUUAUGUGGUUGAAUACUGACACACUGGUUGAAUGCACUAGCACAAUGCACUACAGAGAAGACCGUCUUUGAGAAAUCAACACCUUUUGAAUUUGUAUGUCACCUGACUUGAGAGACUUGAGUUGGACUCUAUUGGAUCAGUGACAAUGGACAUCCCUAAAGACACGUUAAGAGGAGCAAAGUCAAGGCACACGACUUUUAAACCUUAAAUGUGUUUGGUACAUGUGAAAAAUACAGGUGUGUGAUUUUUUUUUCUGCAAAACUUCAAUUGUAUUCACACUGAGUUCAAAACAACUGCGUUACCAAGUGGUAAAAUCAACAAUAAACGGGUGAGGAUAUUAUUUUCCAUGUA
Messenger RNA from Antrostomus carolinensis (chuck-will's-widow), 2575 nucleotides. RefSeq names its product required for meiotic nuclear division 5 homolog A (gene RMND5A). The record is from RefSeq and is a predicted model, not a curated record. The transcript has 7 exons. Gene Ontology annotation, biological process: proteasome-mediated ubiquitin-dependent protein catabolic process. Gene Ontology annotation, molecular function: ubiquitin protein ligase activity; protein binding. The annotation marks the transcript as partial. NCBI's taxonomy places the organism in Eukaryota, Metazoa, Chordata, Aves, Caprimulgiformes, Caprimulgidae. Gene Ontology annotation, cellular component: cytoplasm; GID complex; nucleus.